Messenger RNA from Trichoderma atroviride IMI 206040, 2310 nucleotides. RefSeq lists its product as uncharacterized. The record is from RefSeq and is a predicted model, not a curated record. Gene Ontology annotation, molecular function: polygalacturonase activity. NCBI's taxonomy places the organism in Eukaryota, Fungi, Ascomycota, Sordariomycetes, Hypocreales, Hypocreaceae.
AUGGGUCUCUCAACCGUCUUGACGGCCUCUCUCCUGGCCUUGCGUCUAUUCGCGGCGCCUUCUCUUGCUGCACCAGCCCCGGCUGCCGAUACCAAGGCUGUGGUCGAGGCCGCUGCUGCGACAAGCUGGUGGCUUCCCAACAUUGCGCGAAACGGCAAUGUGCCCUUCUCAAGUGCUUCCGGCUACCCAGUCUAUCGCAACGUGCAAACCUAUGGAGCCGUGGGCGAUGGUGUCCACGAUGACACUGCAGCCAUCAACGCUGCUAUUAGCGCUGGAAACCGAUGCGGUAGCGGCUGCGACUCUUCCACCACUACGCCAGCCAUCGUUUACUUCCCUCCCGGCACCUACCUCGUCUCAGCGCCCAUUCAGCUUUGGUACUACACCCAGCUUAUUGGUGAUGCCACCAACCUCCCUACGCUCAAGGCUUCCGCCAACUUCGCCGGUAUUGCCGUCAUUGACUCCAACCCCUUCCGAACCACUCCCCAGAACAACUUCUUCCGCCAGAUUCGCAACUUCAAGAUUGACCUGACUGGACAGCCAGAGUCCACUGGUACCGGUAUUCACUGGCAGGUCGCUCAGGCUACCUCGAUUCAGAACGUUGUUUUCAACAUGAACACCGACACCUCCUCCAACAACAAGCAGCAGGGUAUCUGGAUGGAGGAUGGCUCUGGAGGCUGGAUGAGCGACCUCACCUUCAACGGUGGUGCCUUGGGCAUGUGGGUCGGCAACCAGCAGUUCACCAGCCGCAACCUCGUCUUCAACGGCUGCCAGACCGCCAUCUACAUGAACUGGAACUGGCUGUGGAGCUUCCAAGGCCUGACCAUCAACAACGCCAACGUCGGUAUUGACAUGAGCCAGAGCGGUGUCGGCUCCAUCUUGCUCUCCGACUCCAAAAUCUCCAACACAAAGGUCGGUGUGCUUACCGGAUACAGCACUGGCCAGAACGGCACCGCUGGAUCCCUCGUCCUGGAUAACGUAGAUAUGACUUCCAACACCCCCAUCGCUGUCAAGAGCACCGGCGGUGCCACCAUUCUCAAUGGCGGUGCUACUUUUGCUUCAUGGUCCCAGGGUCGCGCCUACACUGGCACCGCCGCCGGAAAGGCUGUUCAGGGCACUCGUGCCGCCGUCGGCAAGCCCGCUGCCUUGACUACCGGUGGUAAGGUCUUCACCAAGAGCAAGCCUCAGUACGAGACAGUCGCUGCCGGCAACUUUGUGUCCGUCAAGGCUCACGGCGCCAAGGGUGACGGUUCCACUGACGACACUGCUGCCAUCCAGGCCAUCUUCAACAGCGCCACCUCUGGCCAGGUCGUCUACUUUGACCACGGUGCCUAUGUCAUCACCGAUACCAUCAAGGUUCCCGCCAACAUCAAGAUUGUUGGUGAGAUCUGGCCUCUCAUCAUGGUUGGUGGUUCCAAGUUCAAGGACAUGAACAACCCCAAGCCCGUCUGGCAGAUUGGCCAGCCCGGCGAUACUGGCAAUGUUGAGAUUCAAGACCUCAUGUUCGAGACCAUCGGCCCCCAGCCCGGUGCCAUCAUUGUCGAAUGGAACGUUGCUGGCGCUUCUCAGGGCUCUGCCGGCCUGUGGGACGUCCACUGGCGUAUUGGCGGCUCUGCUGGCACUCAGCUGCAGUCCAACACUUGCACCAAGACUCCCAACCAGACGACUUCUCCCAACUCGGCUUGCUUUGGCGCUUUCUUGCUUCUGCACGUCACCUCUUCUGCUAGCAUCUACAUGGAGAACGCUUGGCUCUGGGUCGCUGAUCACGAGCUUGAUCUCUCUGACCACAACCAGGUCAACAUUUACAACGGCCGUGGACUUUUGCUUGAGAGCACCAAGGGUGCCUGGCUCUGGGGCACCGCUUCCGAGCACAACCAGCUCUACAACUACAACUUCAACAGCGCUCAGAAUGUUUACAGCAGCAUCCUCCAGACUGAAACCGCCUACAUGCAGGGCAACCCUGACGCCCGAGUUCCUUUCACCUUCAACUCCCAGUUUGCUGACCCUGACUUUUCCAAGUGCACUUCUGCCACCUGCGCUCGUACCUGGGGUAUCCGUGUGGUAAACUCCAGCAACACGUUCAUCUACGGCACUGGCAUGUACAGCUUCUUCAACAACUACGGCCAGGACUGUGUCGACGCCAACAACUGCCAGGACAACAUGAUUGACAUCCAGAGCUCAUCCGUCAAGCUCUUUGGUAUCAGCACCAAGGCCAGUGUCAGCAUGGUCAACCUUAACGGCCAGCAGGUUGUUUUCGACAGGGACAACCGCAACACUUUCUGCGGCACUGCCAUUUCAUAUGAGACGUCAUAG